AUGUUGAUGACUGGCCCAGCCGAGAUGUGGGUAAAUGAAUUGCCAGCCCAAGUAAGAGAUGAUUAUGAAGCUUUGACGGCGGCCUUUAUUGCAUAUUUUGAAAACGCCGAUUUAGUCUGGAUACUAGAACAAGAACUGUCUGAGCGAAAACAGGGAGCCGACGAAUCCGUGGAAGAUUACUCAGCAAAUAUCAAGUCGCGUUGUGCCCGAUUUCAAACACUACCAAAUGGAAUCAAACAAUGUCGUAGUACUCAGUUUAUACCUAUCAGCUCAUGGUGCGAUGGGUAUGGCGACUGUAAUGACCGAAGUGACGAAGGUUUUUGUGACUAUGUGUGUUCCGAUGACCAAUUUCAAUGUAAAGGUGGAUGGUGUGUUGAUUUUGACAAACUUUGUAAUGGUUGGAAUGACUGUGGUGAUAAAUCAGAUGAAGUCAACUGUACAGAAUUUUGUCCGGGCGAAUACAAAUGCAAAGCCGGCAUAUUUUCAAAUGGAAAUACACUGCCUAAAUGUAUUCCACUUCACUUGAGAUGUGACAUGUUUAUUGAUUGCGAUGGUGGUGAUGACGAACAUAACUGUGAAUAUGUUCUGGACCCAUUCCGUGAUAUUGAUGUGUUCGCAGACCCACAUUGGUUUGAAUAUUUUUAUGACAUAACACAAGAUUCCAAACUCUUUGACGACUUCAAGGACAAAUACUAUACUAAUACAACUACUAGCAUGAUUCCUAACAGAGAGCCGCUAUCACUGAGGCAUGUAAUUUUGGCUUCUGCAUUUGAUCCGGCACUAGAUAUAUGGAGUAUACUUGACGUGCCUGUUGAAGAGCUAACUAUGUAUGGUCAUCAACGAGAAGAUAUGAUAUUGAAAUGUCGAUAUCAACAGAAUAAAUGCCAAGCAAGUCGAUACAGCUACAGCAUGACUACGUCUCUAGCGGUCUGGCCAUCAGAUGAUUACUCUAAUCGUCUGUUACAUUUGUUACAUGUAAUGAAUAACAAAACCAAGUCUAUUAAUACAUCGACUCUAAGGGGAAACAUCGCCCUUGUCCACGUGUACAUUGACAGUCUACAUAUUGAAACAGUAUCUCAAGAAAAAGCAUAUGAUGUGAUUGAUCUGUUCGCUGACAUUGGUGGCGCCCUUGGACUAUGGAUUGGAAUGUCAGCUGUAACACUGUUUGAAGUAAUUGAACUAAUUUUAAGCAUCCUAACAAUCUGGAAUGUUGCACAUAACAUAAAUAAAAGAGAAAAAAUAAUAGAUCAGCUACGAUUGAAGUUUGAGAAUAAGUAUUCUGAGAAAGAGUACCAGUUUGCUGUGAGAAGAGCCUAUGAAAAUCAAAGGAUUAGGGCGAAAGAAGCUGCAAACAUGACAUUAAAGACAAAAAAUACAAAGAAUAAGCGAUCACACACACUCCGUUGGCAGACAAUGAAAAGACGUGGAAGAGUGGUGGAGGAGAGGAGGAGAGAGCCAUAUGGAAAGAAGUACAACCUGAAUUGAUGUCUGAUGAGGAGGAGCAGGAGGAUGGUUCUCUCCUCCUCAGAUCUCCAAGGUGGAGGGCUGUCCCGCUAAAUGAACUCGUUAUAAAAUUGGACCAGCGACUCAAUGAUAGAGGGAUUACGGACAGGCUUGUUAAACAAAGGCACAGAGCAACAGUUUUUUCCCUCAGAAAUAAACCAAAUAAACAUUUUUCUGCCAGCUGUGUAAUUUAAACUUUGUGUUGUGUUGUGUUUAAUUUGACCCUGUAACUAUUUACAAAUUGAUCUCAAGGCACAGUGAUAAGUACUUUGUGUGGGGAUGGAGUGAGAGGCUGCUUUUCAUGUAUUUUUAAAAAAAAAUAUUACCUGUAUUUAUUUUCAUCAUUCUUUUUUUUUAAAUAAUAAACAAUACAAGUUAUUCUCAUUUUA
Saccoglossus kowalevskii is the source of this 1892-nucleotide messenger RNA. RefSeq lists its product as uncharacterized. Lineage: Eukaryota; Metazoa; Hemichordata; Enteropneusta; Harrimaniidae. The record is from RefSeq and is a predicted model, not a curated record.